GGUUUGGAGGUUCAUUGUGUUGUUUUGAAAAAUGGGUUUUGUGUUAAUUUGUAUGUUGGGACUUCUUUGGUUGAAAUGUUUGUGAGAAGUUUGGUUUCUUGGACUGCUGUUAUUGUUGGGUUUGCUAGGUGUGGGGAUAUGAGUGAGGCCAGGAAGCUUUUUGAUGUUAUGCCUGAUAGAGAUAUUGUUGCUUCUAAUGUUAUGAUUGAUGGGUAUGUGAAAAUGGGGUGUAUGGAUUUGGCGAGGGAUUUGUUUGAUAAGAUGAAGGAUAAGAAUGUUAUUUCUUGGACUAGUAUGGUUCAUGGUUAUUGUGAGGAUGAUGAUGUUGUGGCGGCUAGGGUUAUGUUUGAUUGUAUGCCUGUCAAGAAUGUGCUUAGUUGGAAUGCGAUGAUUAGGGGAUAUUGUGAGAAUAGACGACCGCACGAUGCGUUGAAGUUGUUUUGGGAAAUGAGGGGACGUUUGGAUGUGGAAAUGAAUAAAGUGACGGUUGUGAGUGUUCUUCCUGCUGUUGCUGAUUUGAGUUCUUUGGAUUUGGGUGUUUGGAUUCAUGGGUUUGUGCAAAGGAACCGACUUGAUGAAGAUGUUCAUGUGUAUGCUUUGGUUGAUAUGUAUGCAAAAUGUGGGGAAAUUGGAAAAGCUAAAUUGCUUUUUGAGGAGAUGAAUGAAAAAGAUACAUCGUCGUGGAAUGCUUUGAUAAAUGGUUAUGGUGUCAAUGGUUGUGCGAAGGAAGCGUUAGAAGUAUUCGCAGCAAUGUUACGGGAAGGAUUUGAACCGAAUGAGAUAACAAUGACUAGUGUGUUAUCUGCUUGCAACCAUUGUGGUUUGGUAGAGGAAGGAAGAAGAUGCUUCAAAGAAAUGGAGAUAUUUGGAAUUGUGCCUCAGAUUGAGCAUUAUGGUUGUAUGAUUGACCUUCUAGGAAGGGUUGGAUACUUGGAUGAGGCUGAAAAU
Molecule: messenger RNA, 948 nt
Organism: Cicer arietinum (chickpea)
Lineage: Eukaryota; Viridiplantae; Streptophyta; Magnoliopsida; Fabales; Fabaceae
Source: RefSeq, a predicted model, not a curated record